ACGGUCGUCAAACAAACACAAACUACACGAUCUGAGGUCAGUUUCUCAUGAUGGAGAACAGAGGGAACAUUGAUUCUGAAAUGAUAGAGAAGAAGAGAAAGAGUCAGAAAACAGCCUCAUCAUCUCCAGAACCCAGUGUUGUGUCUCUGAAGAGUAACAUGUCAUUGCCUAAUCCACCUGAUCUCAGUGAUGGACCAGUAUCAUCUGAACCUCUAUCAAAGCGUCAGAGAAGAGCUUGUGCAGAACCUGAUCUCAGUGAUGGAUCAGUAUCUUCUGACUCUCUAUCAAACACUAGAGGUGAAGAUGAUGUGAGUGCAGACGUGCAGCAGGAUUCUCAUCAUGAAUCAGUGGAUGAUGUUCUGCAGAGAGUCAAAGACAAACACAAAAGCAUCAUGAAGAACAAGUAUGAGAAUUUAUUUGAGGGAAUCAAAGCACAAGAGAAUCAAACCCUCCUGAAGAGAAUCUACACACAGCUGUACAUCAUAGAGGGAGAGAGUGAAGGAGUGAAUGAAGAACAUGAGGUUUUACACAUGGAGAAAAAACACACAACACAACACUCACAAGACACUCCCAUCUACUGCAAUGACAUCUUUACACUUCAAUCACAUCAAACACACAAGAUCAAGAGUGUUCUUACUAAAGGCAUCGCUGGAAUUGGAAAAACAGUCUCUGUGCAGAAGGUCAUUCUGGAUUGGGCCGAGGGAACAGCCAAUCAGGACGUAGAUUUCAUGUUCCUGCUUCCGUUUCGAGAGCUGAACUUGAUCCGAGAGCAUCGCUACUGUCUUCACAAACUUCUGCUGGACUUUCAUCCUGAACUUCAAGAUGUGGACUCGCAGGUUUAUGAGGAGUGUAAAGUUGUGUUGAUCUUUGAUGGUCUGGAUGAAAGCAGAAUGACUCUGAUAUUUUCAGAACACAGUGAGAAAGUUUCUGAUGUGACUGACACUUCAUCAGUGGCUGUGUUGAUGUCAAACCUGAUCAAAGGAGAUCUGCUUCCCUCCGCUCUCAUCUGGAUCACCUCCAGACCAGCAGCAGCCAAUCAGAUCCCCUCCAAAUACAUCACGCGUGUGACAGAAAUCCAGGGAUUCAAUGAUCAUCAGAAGGAGGAAUACUUCAGGAAGAGAAUCAGUGAUGAACAUCAGUUCAACAGAAUCAUGUCACACAUUAGAAGAGCGAGAAGCCUCCACAUCAUGUGUCACAUACCAGUCUUCUGUUGGAUCUCAUCCACUGUGCUUCAGAAGAUCCUGACACAAGAUCACAGUGAAGAAAUCCCCAAAACUCUGAGUGAAAUGUACAUCCACUUCCUGCUGAUUCAGAUGAAGAUGAAGAAUGAGAAGUAUGAUCCAGAGAGAGAUCCAGAGAUCAACAGAGAAGUGAUUGUGAAACUGUCAGAAGUGGCUUUCAAACAGCUGAUGAAGGGCAAUGUGAUGUUCUAUGAGAAGGAUCUGAGAGAGUGUGGGAUAGACGUCACUGACGCCUCAGUGUAUUCUGGGAUCUGCACUGAGAUCUUUAAGGAGGAAUCUGUCUUUCAUCAGAGGAAGAUCUACAGCUUCAUACAUCUCAGCUUUCAGGAGUUUCUCGCAGCGCUCUAUGUGUUUUACUGCUGUUUAAUGAAGAAGAACUCUGAAGAUCUGCAGAUGAUUCUGGAGGAGAGAUAUGACUAUUAUAGGAGGUCUGAGAUCUCUCUGUCUCAGCUACUAACAUCGGCAGUAGAUAGAGCUGUUGAAAGUGAAACUGGUCAUCUGGAUCUUUACUUGAGAUUUCUACUGGGCAUCUCACUGGAGACCAAUCAAAGACUCUUACAGGAUCUACUGACACACACACACAACAGCUCAGAGGACAUCAACACAAUCACACAGCACAUUAAAGAUAGAAUCAAGAAAAGUGAUGGUCUCUCAUCUGACAGAUCCAUCAAUCUGUUUCUGUGUCUGUCUGAAGUGAAUGAUCAGACUCUGAACAGAGAGAUUGAGGAGUUUGUGAGAUCAGACAAACACUCAGAGGAGAAACUCUCUGCCGCUCAGUGUUCAGCGAUAGCAUACAUGCUUCAGAUGUCAGAGGAGAUGAUGGAUGAGUUUGAUCUGAAGAAAUACAACACAUCACAGGAGGGCAGAAGAAGACUCAUACCAGCUGUCAACAACUGCACAAGAGCACUGUUUUCCGGGUGUGAUCUGACGGAUGAGUGUUGUGUAAGUUUGUCUUCAUGUCUACAAUCAUCGACGUCUCUGAGAGAGCUGGACCUGAGUAACAAUGAUCUGAAGGAUUCAGGAGUGAAGCUGAUCUCUGAUGCUCUCAAGACUCACAACUGUCAACUACACACACUGAGAUUGUCGUUGUGUAAUGUGACUGAAGAGUGUUGUGUAAGUUUGUCUUCAUGUCUACAAUCAUCAUCGUCUCUGAGAGAGCUGGACCUGAGUAACAAUGAUCUGAAGGAUUCAGGAGUGAAGCUGAUCUCUGAUGCUCUCAAGACUCACAACUGUCAACUACACACACUGAGAUUGUCGUUGUGUAAUGUGACUGAAGAGUGUUGUGUAAAAAUGUCUUCAUGUCUACAAUCAUCAUCGUCUCUGAGAGAGCUGGACCUGAGUAACAAUGAUCUGAAGGAUUCAGGAGUGAAGCUGAUCUCUGAUGCUACAAAGACUCACAACUGUCAACUACACACACUGAGGUUGUCAGGUUGUAUGGUGACAGAUGAAGGUUGUUGUUCUUUGGCUUCAGCUCUGAGUUCACAGUCGUCACAUCUGAGAGAGCUGGAUCUGAGCUACAAUCACCCACAACACACAACACUUCAGCUGCUCUCUCACACACUCAAUGAUCCAAACUACACAAUCAAUGUGAGUCAUGGAGGAGAGAGAAGAAUUACAGCAGGACUACACAAGUAUGCGGUUGAUCUCACACUGGAUCUAAACACUACACACACUGAACUCAAAGUGUCUGAAGAUAACAGAAAGAUCACACGUGUGAGAGAGCGUCAGUCGUAUCCUGAUCAUCCAGACAGAUUUGAUGUGUAUCCUCAGGUGUUGUGUAGAGAGAGUCUGACUGGACGCUGUUACUGGGAGACUGAAUGGAGCGGAUCAGAUGUUGAUAUAUCCGUGUCAUAUAAAAGCAUUGAGAGGAGAGUGAGGAGUGAUGACAGUGUGUUUGGAUGGAAUGUAAAAUCAUGGAGUCUGUUCUGCUAUGAUCACAGAUUCACUGCAUGGCACAAUAAUAAUCGCACACACAUUAGUGUCUCUCCAGGUGUGUGUAAGAGAGCAGGUGUGUAUGUGGACCAGUUGGCCGGCACUCUGUCCUUCUACAGUGUCUCUGACACACACACACUCACACACUUACACACAUACUACACAACAUUCACUGAGCCUCUCUGUGCUGGAUUUGGUGUGAGUUAUAACUCGUCAGUGUGUCUGUGUGACAUAAACAGUCUCUAUAGAGCCUCCUGUUAAACACAAGAGAGACACACACAUAACCACAUGAGUUAUUACACAAAUAAUGUCAAAUCUUUUUCUUCUGUCAUCUGGACAUUAUGAUCUGUGUGUGUGUGUGUGUGUGUCUGAAAAUGAGCAAAGAAAUCACAAUAACUGUCAAUAAUGAGUAAAUAUAUAGAUCAUAACAGACAUUAAACUGUAUUUACAUUA
Molecule: messenger RNA, 3626 nt
Organism: Triplophysa dalaica
Lineage: Eukaryota; Metazoa; Chordata; Actinopteri; Cypriniformes; Nemacheilidae
Product: NACHT, LRR and PYD domains-containing protein 12-like
Exons: 10
Coding region: 48-3434 (1128 amino acids)
Molecular function (GO): protein binding
Source: RefSeq, a predicted model, not a curated record